CGGAAGCGGAAGCGGGGCCCGCCCUUCCGCUCGGUGCCCUUGUGCUGCCCGGACGAUGGCGGCGCCGCUGCUGCGGGCCGCGCUGCUGGGCCCCCGCGGGGCCUCCCGGGCUCUGGGCCCGGCCCUGCUCCGCGCUCCCGCUCUGGCCGCCGCCGAUCGCAGCCUCCCGGCCCGGCGCGGACACAGCUCCGCCCCGCAGGGGAGUUCCAAGGCUGCAUCUUUGCACUGGACAGGUGAGAGAGCUGUCAGUGUCCUCCUGCUGGGCCUCCUUCCUGCAGCCUAUCUGUACCCUGGACCAGCCAUGGACUAUUCCCUGGCUGCAGCCCUCACCCUCCACGGCCACUGGGGUCUGGGCCAGGUGAUAACUGACUACGUCCAUGGAGACACAGCCAUCAAGGUGGCCAACUCAGGUCUCUACGUGCUGUCAGCUGUCACCUUUGCUGGCCUCUGCUACUUUAAUUACUCUGAUGUUGGCAUCUGCAAGGCUGUGGCCAUGCUGUGGAGCCUCUGAGAUGCCUCCCAGGCCCUGACCAGCACGAUUGUUCUCUGCUGCCUCUGCUCCAUCGUGUUUUCACCAACAUGUUUCAUGCAAAACGAAUCAGUAACCAAUGGUCCGUGCUGCCUGUCUCCUGCAGCAAGGUCAGAGCUAGUCUUUUGGAAAGAAAUACCAGUAAAAAUGUUAGGAAAAGAAAAAGCAGAUUUAAAAAUGGGGUGGUGUCCAGGUGAGAGUUGAGUUGAUUUAAGCUGCCACUGUAACUUGGGAGGAAUUAAUGACAUUGACAGCAGACUCCAAUAGCUGAAGGUAACUUUCCUGGUAAAGGCAGCUUUAAUGAAUGUUUUUUUCUAAAAUAACUGUUGUUUGGUUUCUUCUUUUGUAAAACCAACUUGACUCGCAGGAAAUUGACCAGUUAUUUCUGGCAUCACAGCAGCUCUAUGUAAGGCACACCUUGUCACUCUUUGGACCCUGAGACUUGAUGUAGAAAAGGGAAUAACUUUUUUUCUUAAUCCACGCAAUAAAGAAUUUACAGAAA
This is a messenger RNA of Apus apus (common swift), 1031 nucleotides long. RefSeq names its product succinate dehydrogenase complex subunit D (gene SDHD). Gene Ontology annotation, cellular component: membrane; mitochondrial envelope. Bases 56 to 511 code for a protein of 151 amino acids. Gene Ontology annotation, molecular function: ubiquinone binding; heme binding. NCBI's taxonomy places the organism in Eukaryota, Metazoa, Chordata, Aves, Apodiformes, Apodidae. The record is from RefSeq and is a predicted model, not a curated record. Gene Ontology annotation, biological process: mitochondrial electron transport, succinate to ubiquinone; tricarboxylic acid cycle. The transcript has 4 exons.